CAUUUGUUUUUGUUCUUUUCUUUCCGGGAGCCGCAAAGGGAAAAGUCGCGCGACGAGCGUCCGUUGGGCACGUGACUUAAUCACCCCAGCGAUUGGCUUGAGGAUUGGGCUUUACGACUGACGUCAGCGCACGUCAGAGCGAGGGAGAGGAUAUGGGGUAUUUGAGUUCAGACGCGGUUUCUGUGACCGCUCAGAACACGAUUGAACCAUUUGCGCGAGGAGUUUUUUUGUUUGCCCCCUUCCGAUCCGAAAGCAAAACGGUCGCGUCGCGAUCGCUCAAACCUGUGUUUUUCGUUCCGUCGGCACGGAUUGUUGAGCGGAGAAGCGCACCCUUGGAUAUAACAUGGUUGUUGCGGAGUUCGAACAAUACACACAUCCAAAGAACAUUGGAAGCUUCCCAGACUAUGUUAAAGUGGUGGAAGUGGGCGCCAGGGAUGGCCUUCAGAAUGAGAAGGAGAUAGUGCCAACGAAUACGAAGAUUGAGCUUAUCAACAGGCUGGCGAGUUCGGGUCUCCCCGUUGUGGAAGCGACAAGCUUCGUCUCACCCAAGUGGGUCCCUCAGAUGGCCGACCAUUCGGAGGUGCUGAGAGGCAUCGAGAAGCACAAGGGCGUCAGCUACCCGGUUCUUGUGCCGAACAUGAAGGGCUUCAAAGAAGCGCUUGCUGCUGGGGCCAAGGAAAUUGCCGUGUUUGGAGCUGCAUCUGAGACAUUCACACAGAAGAACAUCAACUGCAGCAUAGAAGAGAGCAUCAAGAAGUUCUACGAUGUCAUCGAGGCCGCAAAAGCAAACGACAUUAAAGUCAGAGGAUAUGUGUCGUGUGUGGUGGGCUGCCCCUAUGAGGGCGCCACGUCGCCCGAUGUGGUGGCCAAGGUGGCAGGCAUGCUGUACCGGGCAGGCUGCUACGAGAUCUCUCUUGGAGACACCAUCGGCGUCGGCACGCCAGGAACUAUGCGGCCCAUGUUGCAGGCCGUGCUCAACGAGGUCCCAGCAAGCGCUCUUGCCGUCCACUGCCACGACACUUACGGCCAGGCGCUGGCCAACAUCCUGACUGCCCUGGCCAUGGGUGUGGCCGUGGUGGACAGCUCUGUGGCCGGCCUCGGCGGCUGCCCCUAUGCACGUGGCGCCACGGGAAACGUUGCCACUGAGGACGUCCUGUACAUGCUGCAUGGCAUGGGCAUACCCACGGGCGUUGACCUCCAAAAGGUGAUCGGCGUGGGUGAUUUCAUCUGCAAGGCGCUUAACAGGCCGAACAAUUCCAAGGUGUCGCGAGCCCUCAGCAGGCUCUGAGUCACUGUGCAGCCAGUCUUCGCCGCUUCAUUCCAGAAGCCAAAGCCCCACCACUCUCAUUGUCAUCGUCACCGCCCAAUGUUGGUCACGUUGGCUCCUCCCUAGCUUCUGUUGGCACACUGCCGACUUGGCUUGGAAGGUGGCUCACUACUGUAGUCAUUGUUUUUGUACCGACCUCAGCAAUAUUUUUUGUCCUGAUGGCCUUGUAUUUAAGAACCUCAUUUUGAGCAGUUCAUGGAGUCACCGCAGAUGCUUUGCGCUUAUUUAUUUUCAUGCAGUACCUUAUCAUUUAGGUUAACUGUAUGUACAAUUUGAUCGUAUACUUCACUUGUGCCAUUUUUUUGACACAUCUGUAUUGCUGCGCUGUUUUGCAUAUUCAAAACAGCUUUGUGGUAUGGGUCAAGACAAGAGUCCCCAGUAUAGUUGGAAGACCGCCAAACCAUUACUGUUUCUCUCCGUAGUUCAUGAAAUUUAACUCGAGUUUGGUGCUAGUGAGAUGUGUCAGCUUUGCAUAUUUUACGUGCAUACAUAGGGAAAACAAUAAAGCCUGUUACCAGAAUGUUGUACACGUGAACAUCGCACUGUAAAUCCAUAAGUAAUUUAAAUUUAUUUGAUGCGACUUGUUUGUUUUGGUACAGCCUGGUGGAUUCUUUGAUAUGUGCGCUGGUAAAUCAUUGCCUUUGUUCACCAGGCACAUGCAAUCUGUGCUUUUUUUUUGUGUGUGUCAGUGCAAAUGUUAAUGGGAAUUGCCUGCAUCUGGCUUAGUGUUGCGAAAGUUAGCCAUUUUCCGGUUGAAGGCCAAAACUUUCUCAGAUUGUGCGCUGUGAUAGUGGCAUAAGGAAACACACAUUCCCACAAGGGAUAUCCUUUUUCAUUUCUUAAAAAAAUUGUUUCAUGGCGUCUUUUUUUACAUUUUUUUUUGUGAACAUACACAUUCAAGGACAGCGUCCAUGCUUUGACAAUCAAGCUGCCUGUACCUUCUGUAUAGAUAGCUCAAUGUAUAUAAGCUUCAAAGUGCAGUUGUUGACAAAUAAAAUUUGUUACUGCAG
Molecule: messenger RNA, 2337 nt
Organism: Dermacentor silvarum
Lineage: Eukaryota; Metazoa; Arthropoda; Arachnida; Ixodida; Ixodidae
Product: hydroxymethylglutaryl-CoA lyase, mitochondrial
Exons: 9
Coding region: 344-1288 (314 amino acids)
Biological process (GO): ketone body biosynthetic process; L-leucine catabolic process
Molecular function (GO): hydroxymethylglutaryl-CoA lyase activity
Source: RefSeq, a predicted model, not a curated record